UUGAUUCUUGGCAUAGUGACAUUCAUUGAAGCUUCAACGAUAUUCAGUAAUGAUAUUACUACAUCCCUCAACAGGAAUAGUUUCCCACAAGGUUUUAUUUUUGGAACAGGAUCAGCUGCUUACCAGUAUGAAGGUGCAGCAACUGAAGAUGGAAGAGGACCAAGUAUAUGGGAUAUUUUCACUCAUAGUUAUCCAGGUAAAAUAAGGGACAGGAGUAACGGAGACACAGCCGUCGAUGAAUAUCAUCGUUAUAAGGAAGAUAUUGAGAUCAUGAAGGACAUGAACAUGGAUGCUUAUAGAUUCUCUAUCUCUUGGUCAAGAAUAUUGCCAAAGGGAAAGCUUAGUGGAGGAGUGAAUAAUGAAGGAAUAAACUAUUAUAACAACCUAAUCAAUGAGCUGUUAGCCAAAGGUCUUCAACCCUUUGUGACUAUUUUUCAUUGGGAUCUUCCUCAGGCCUUGGAAGACGAAUAUGGUGGCUUUUUAAGCCUUAAUAUUGUAAAUGAUUUUAAAGACUAUGCAGAGCUUUGCUUCAGGGAAUUUGGAGAUAGGGUAAAGUAUUGGGUUACAUUGAACGAGCCAUGGGUCUUUAGUAGGUUUGGCUAUGCUGAAGGGAACUUGGCACCUGGAAGAUGCUCUUCUUGGCAAAACCUAGAUUGCACUGGUGGAGAUUCUGCCACUGAACCAUAUAUAGUGUCUCACCAUCAAUUACUUGCUCAUGCAGUUGCAUUCAACAUUUAUAAGACUAAAUACCAGGCAUCUCAAAACGGAUUGAUAGGGAUAACCCUAGUGAGUAACUGGGUACUGCCACUCUCUGAUACAGAAUCGGAUCAUCAUGCUGCACAAAGAGCCCUUGAUUUCAUGCUUGGAUGGUAUAUGGAACCAUUGACAACUGGAUAUUACCCAAGUUCUAUGCGAUAUUUGGUGGGGAACAGGUUACCAAAGUUCUCUGAAAAUCAAAUGAAGUUACUAAGAGGGUCAUUUGAUUUUUUUGGAUUAAACUAUUACAGCUCUGCGUAUGCUGCUGAUGCACCUCAAUUAUGUGAAGCUAGACCUAGCUUCCUAACAGAUUCUUUAGUUAAUUUUUCAACUGUGCGUAAUGGAAUCCCUAUUGGUCCUCGGGCAGCUUCAGAAUGGUUAUAUGUUUACCCGAAAGGUAUUCGUGAAGUACUGCUCUAUAUCAAGUCAAAAUACAACAAUCCAUUAAUCUACAUCACAGAAAAUGGAAUGGAUGAGUUUAAUGAUCCAACUCUCUCGCUUGAACAAGCUCUUAGAGAUACAGAUAGAAUUGAUUACUACUAUCACCAUCUCUAUUAUCUGCAAAGUGCAAUCAAGGAUGGCGUGAAUGUGAAGGGAUAUUUUGCUUGGUCAUUGUUGGACAACUUCGAAUGGGCUGGAGGCUAUACCACAAGAUAUGGUAUUUACUUCGUGGAUUACAUAAAUGACCUUAAAAGAUAUCCAAAACUCUCGGCCAAGUGGUUUAAGAAUUUUCUUCAAUAUCAAACACUAACGCAUAAUGAUUCCCUCUCAAAGUAG
Abrus precatorius (Indian licorice) is the source of this 1533-nucleotide messenger RNA. Its product is annotated as beta-glucosidase 12-like. Gene Ontology annotation, molecular function: beta-glucosidase activity. The transcript is spliced from 13 exons. Lineage: Eukaryota; Viridiplantae; Streptophyta; Magnoliopsida; Fabales; Fabaceae. The record is from RefSeq and is a predicted model, not a curated record. Gene Ontology annotation, biological process: carbohydrate metabolic process. The coding region runs from base 271 to 1533 and encodes 420 amino acids.